This is a messenger RNA of Coniophora puteana RWD-64-598 SS2, 1668 nucleotides long. RefSeq names its product NAD(P)-binding protein. The record is from RefSeq and is a predicted model, not a curated record. Lineage: Eukaryota; Fungi; Basidiomycota; Agaricomycetes; Boletales; Coniophoraceae. The coding region runs from base 1 to 1668 and encodes 555 amino acids. The transcript is spliced from 14 exons. Gene Ontology annotation, molecular function: oxidoreductase activity, acting on the CH-OH group of donors, NAD or NADP as acceptor.
AUGCUCGCAGUUCACAAAGGUGUCGCUCUCGUCACAGGAUGUGCUCAAGGCAUCGGCCGAGCCAUUGCCACUCGCCUCGCCUCCGACGGCUUCCAUCUCGCGCUCACCGACUUGCCGACGAAACGGGAGCCUGUCGAGGAGCUGGCGCACGAGCUGUCGAAGCGUCGCUCUGAUUUGCGUACGCAUGUCGUGCUUGGCGAUGUCAGCGCAGAGGAGACCGCACGGACGUCGGUGAAGGACAUCGUCGAGAAUCUAGGUGGAAUCGAUGUGGUGGUCACCGCUGCCGGUAUAGCCCCUCCCACGCUCUUGCUCGAUACCACCGAGGAACAAUGGGACAGGGUGUUUGCCGUCAACACCAAGGGCACAUUCUUCUACUAUAAACAUGUCGGACAACAGAUGAUCAAGCAGGGCCGCGGAGGGCGCAUCAUCGGCAUAAGCUCUAUUGGGGGUAAACGAGCGCUUCCCUUAUUUGUAUCGUACUCCGCCUCGAAGUACGCCGUACGUGGACUGACACAGGCCGCAGCGUUAGAGCUCGGGAAGCAUGGAAUCACCGUAAACGCAUGUGCGCCGGGGAGCAUCGAAACUCCAAUGUUCAGAGAUGCAGGUAUUGAAGUAGAGAAGCUCGCCAAGGGCGGCAAGUCCGGCCUCGAGCAUACAGUGAAUCCAAAUGCUUCCCCGCUAGGUACACUUGGGAGGCCUGAGGACGUCGCGGGCCUGGUAUCGUACCUUGCAUCGGCCGACUCACGCUUUAUGACUGGCAUGUUCCUUGAUUUCUACAUGCUUUCGAAACCGACUAACUCGACUCCCUUUGCCGUAUCAAGGUCAAACGAGGGUAUAAGUUCAGCUCUGAAUCAUCGCAACUAUCAGCCAACCGCUACCAUGUCCGCAGUAAAAGGCGUCGCUCUCGUCACCGGAUGUGCCCAGGGCAUCGGACGCGCCGUCGCUCAGCGUCUCGCUUCUGACGGAUUCCACAUUGGUCUAUGCGACUUGCGCACAAAGCGUGAGCCCGUCGAGGAGCUUGCUUCCGAGCUGUCGAGGCGCCAUUCCAACGUACGGACUGCUAUCGCUCUCGCUGACGUUCGCAUUGAGGAUCAAGUCCGAAACACGAUCAACAGCGUGGUCAAGAGCCUCGGUGGCAUAGACACACUGGUCACCUGUGCCGGGAUAGCUCCAGUGAAAUCGCUUUGGGAAACCACAGAGAAAGAAUGGGACGACGUAUUCGCUGUCAAUACCAAGGGCACCUUCUUCUUCUACAAAUAUGUUGGGCAGCAAAUGAUCUUGCAGAAACGUGGUGGCCGCAUGAUUGGCAUAAGCUCGAUGGUGGGAAAGAAAGGUAUGGCCCGCGGAGGUGCUUACUCCGCUUCGAAGUUUGCGGUACGUGGGCUCACACAGUCGGCGGCAUCGGAGUUUGGGCCCCGCGGCAUCACUGUCAAUGCUUGCGCGCCUGGUAUUAUCAACACGCCCCUUGUUAGAGAAACAUUUGAUAAGGCAAGGCUUGAUGGUACCAUAGACGCUCUUACUCAGGCGAUGUCCGCCUACAAGCCUGUCGUAGACGACAUCGGUCAGCCAGAGGACGUCGCAGGUCUGGUAUCUUACCUUGCAUCUGCAGAGAGCCGGUUUGUUACAGGACAGGCCAUUUCCAUUGAUGGUGGAGUUUGUUUCAGCUAA